Molecule: messenger RNA, 1104 nt
Organism: Saccostrea echinata
Lineage: Eukaryota; Metazoa; Mollusca; Bivalvia; Ostreida; Ostreidae
Product: mitochondrial import inner membrane translocase subunit Tim9-like
Exons: 3
Coding region: 77-370 (97 amino acids)
Cellular component (GO): mitochondrial intermembrane space chaperone complex
Source: RefSeq, a predicted model, not a curated record
AAUUGCCUCUGUUUCUGUGAGGCUCUGUGCAAUUGUAGUUUAGUUGAUUUCUUUUUACUGUCCCCAGAACUUAACCAUGAAUGCCAAUUUUCAGGGAACUGAGAGAGAGGUCUCAAUGCUCAGAGAUGUGUUGUUAUCUCACAAUAUAAUGACAGAGAGAUGCUUCACGACAUGCAUAACCAAAUUCAGACAGAACACACUUACAGAUGAAGAGAAGUCAUGCAUUGAUGCCUGCAUGGGAAGAUAUGUGAAUUUCAAUCAGAGACUUAUGUCAACGUUUUUCGAACAGCAGCAGGCUCGAAUGAAAGCAAUAGCAGAAGAACAGAAUGCUCAAGUUCCUCCACAACAAACACUCAUUCAGAAAACUUGAUAGGAAGUAGGACUGCAUGUAUUUAACACCAUCUUAACAAAAUUUCAGUGUAUCAGUUUUUAUUUACAAUUCAUCUGACUUUAAGUUUUAAAAUAAAACUUUUUGUACCAGCAAUCAAAUGGGCAGAGUGAUUAUUAAAUUAUUAUUAUUAUUUUAUCAAAAUUGCAGAUAUGUUUCAAUUUGAAUUCAUUACAGUAACAUUUUCAUAUUAGGUCAUUAUAAUUACAUUCUAUGUGAAGCAUCUGCAUGCACCUUUGUUUUGGGCACACUAAGCCUGGGGGGAAAAAAACAGACAGGAAAUGAGUUGUCUGAAAAUAGACUAUUUUGUGAAUUGAAUUUUGAUAAUUUGUUUCCUUCCUUUUGAUGAGAAUUUGUAAAAUUUUAUCAGGGAGGUAAAUUUUAGCAUAUAAGUCUUUGGUUUUCAUAAGAAAAUGUUUUUAUAAGAAAAAUGCAAAAAUGAAGUCAAAUUCUAUGAAUAACUUCAUCUGUGUGUUUUAUCAUAUGUUAACCAGCUUGCCUGAUAGACUUAGAACAAUUUUUUCAUCAAUAAUGGUAAAAUAAUGAUUAUUUUAUUUUUUAAUUUGUGAUGAGCAGUAUCUAUAAUACAAAGAUAAGUAUAUAAUUAUUUAUAUACAAGUAUUGUAAUAAUUGCUAAAAUUAUAAAAUUGGUAAGUUAAAAAUUUUGAUGUCAGUAUGUUUCAGUGUGCAGUUAGAAUAAAUAUUUUUUCCUUGAA